UCUAUAUAUCUAAGCCUUCACAAUCAUUUUCUUAUAUCUUUCCUUCCCCUUUCACAUCACCUGAGUUGGUAUGGCGAAAACAGCAGGCCGCAGGAAGAUCGAGUUGAAACUAAUCGAAAACGAAAGGGAGCGUGCAGUUACAUUGUCUAAGCGUCAUGAUGGCUUAUUCAAGAAAGCUUGUGAGUUGGCCACGCUAUGUGGUGCGCAGAUUGCAAUAAUUCUGUUCACCAUUAGUGGAAAGCCACUCGCUGUUGGAAGCCCGACGGUAGCUAACGUUGUAGACAAAUUUCUCGACUUGGAUCGUGGUGAAAAUAAUGUCAUCAGAGCCACUACCAACUCUUUACGUAAAGCUAAACUUAGAGAACUCAAUCAAGAAUUUAACGAAUUUAAUGAGAAAUUCGCAACUGAAAGGAAACAUGGACAAACCCUUGAAGAAGAUCUGAAAGUGUCGCUUGGUGGGAAAACGUAUGAGGAUUGUAAAAGCAACAUUGGUAUAGAUAAUCUUUUGCAAAUAAAAUGCAGGUUGGAACAACUGAAAAGAGACUUGCAACAUGGUUGUUAUGCAGAAAGUGGAUCUUCCUCCUUUGAAGAAGAUUAUGAGAUGGAUCUGUCUAAAAUUGAAGGGCCAAGAGACUAUUUAAAGUUGUGAUAUGUUUAACUUAUCUUUUAAUAAAGGAAGGAAUCUAAAAUUAUGUGUUUGAUUCCUAUGCUAUGUUGAGAAUUACUUUUUCUAUAAUGGUAAUAAUAAUAAUUGGAUUGUUUCCUUUGA
Molecule: messenger RNA, 769 nt
Organism: Helianthus annuus (common sunflower)
Lineage: Eukaryota; Viridiplantae; Streptophyta; Magnoliopsida; Asterales; Asteraceae
Product: agamous-like MADS-box protein AGL29
Exons: 1
Coding region: 71-649 (192 amino acids)
Biological process (GO): regulation of transcription by RNA polymerase II
Molecular function (GO): protein dimerization activity; DNA-binding transcription factor activity, RNA polymerase II-specific; RNA polymerase II cis-regulatory region sequence-specific DNA binding
Source: RefSeq, a predicted model, not a curated record